AUGUACAAACACUGGCAUGAAUACUCUCCGGAGGAGGACACAGUACUAUACACUGAGGACUUCAACCUCAUGGAAGUGCUGGGUGAAACGCCUGAAGGAGUCCGUCCUUCUGAACCAGCUGAAGAGGUGGAUGGACUAUGUGAACCAGCGGUGAAACUGGUCCCAGACUUUACAAAAACUCAACAGCUGGAGCGAGGGAGGUGUCAGAAGUUGGACACAACUCAAAAGUCGCUGCGUGAAAUUGACCGACCACAAGUGGUCGAUAAACGCCAACUAAGCAGAAAGUCUGAGGACGUGAGUAAGUGUCCUGAAGAAUCCAUUCUUGCCCUGAAAGUUGUGCAUCAAAUGAGCGUCCAACAGUUAAAGAAAGAGCUGGAGGACGUGAAGUUUGAUUUGCUCAACAAAACAAAGAAGAUCAUCGGUGCCCACAAGAUACAACUCGACCGGCAAGCCAAGGCAAAGCAGGACGUGGAGGAUGAACUGAGACGAGUGAGAGAAGAGAACACCUCUCUGCUCAAUGAGUCUAUGGAACUCAAGGCACAGAUCCAGUCAAGGAAUCAGGAAAUAGUGAGUCUGACAAGCCAGGUUACUGGACUCACAGACUUGACAGACAAACUGAAAGAAAAUUCUCUGCAACAAACCCAAGAAUGGCACUUGGAAAGGAAAUUCCUUUGCCUUCAAACAGAGGAAGCAAAGUCACAUCUCAUGAAGACUGAGGCAGAAAACACAAAGCUGCUUCAGAAGAAUGCUAGAUUUGAAGUUUCUUUGGGAAACCUCAAACAAGAGAUGGCAGCGCUUUCGAAGAGAUGUGGCGAACUGGAUGGGCAACUGCAAAAAGAGUCUCAGGACAAGACUCUGAUGCUGCAGGAAAUCCAGAAUAAAAACAUGGAGCUGGACGUGAUGAGAGACAUAAUCCUCAAGUCCAGGGACCGGGAGAUUGCGCUGAACCUGCAGGUACAAGAGGUUCAGAGGCAACUCCGAACAAAAGAAGACGCCAACAGUUUCCUGAACGAGUCACUGAAGGACUUGAAGCAGGAGCUGCGGCAGGAGAAGGAAGAGAAGGACGCCAUUUUGAGACAAUGUGAAGAUCUCAAAAAGGGUCAGAGCACAGUACAGCAAGAGUGUUCUCUGCUGGAGGUAAAGGUUAGUGCUUUGUCCCAAAAGCUUCUGAAAACAGAAGAGGACCGCUCUCUGUUGGAGGUCAAGGCAAGUACCUCAGCCCAAAAGCUAAAGGAAACAGAAGAGGACCGCUCUCUGUUGGAGGUUAAGGCCAAUACAUUAACCCAAAAGUUGCUGAAAACAGAAGAGGACCGCUCUCUGUUGGAGGUUAAGGCCAAUACAUUAACCCAAAAGUUGCUGAAAACAGAAGAGGACCGCUCUCUGUUGGAAGUUAAGGCCAGUACCUUAACCCAAAAGUUGCUGAAAACAGAAGAGGACCGCUCUCUGUUGGAGAAAAAGUCUGGUGCUUUGACCCAGAAACUCAUGGAGACACAAGAAGAGCGCUCCCUGCUGGAGGACAAGUGGUUGGCCGUGGAGCUCCAGUUGGAAAAGAAGCGUCGGAGGUGGUACAGGAAACUCGCAUGCUGCUAA
Molecule: messenger RNA, 1590 nt
Organism: Knipowitschia caucasica
Lineage: Eukaryota; Metazoa; Chordata; Actinopteri; Gobiiformes; Gobiidae
Source: the annotation of a GenBank genome assembly